AUGGAGAAGCAAGGCGUGGUGCAGAGGUCGGCUAGGUCGACGACCUCGUCGCCUUCGGGCGAUAAGGACAUGAUGUCGUAUAACGACAUGGACCUCGAGGGAUCGCGCAUCCGCGGUAUCGAAACGUCGGCGGAGACGUCGCUACACCGCGGUCUUAAAGCUCGUCACAUUACUAUGAUUGCUAUCGGUGGUGCUAUCGGAACAGGUCUCAUCAUCGGAACCGGUAAGGCUCUCGCGCAAGCCGGUCCGGGCUCUAUCUUUAUCUCGUACACUCUCGUCGGUAUGAUCGUCUACCUGGUCAUGACCGCUCUCGGCGAGAUGGCUGCUUGGCUUCCUAUGUCUGCUGGUUUCACCGGUUACGCUUCUCGGUUCUGCGAUCCCUCGCUCGGGUUUGCGCUCGGUUGGACAACGCGCUGGAUGAUCAAAACUAACCCAUCAAUCUCAUACAGUUACUGGAUAAAAUACAUCAUCGUCACACCUAAUCAGCUUACAGCCGCAGCUCUGGUUAUACAGUUCUGGCUGCCUCGAGACCAAGUCAACCCGGGUGUUUGGAUUGCCAUAUUCCUCGUCGCCAUCAUCUUUAUCAACUAUUUCGGUAUCCAAUUCUUUGGAGAAUUCGAAUUCUGGCUGUCAAGUUUCAAAGUUGUCGUUAUCAUCGGUGUCAUCCUCCUAUCUCUCAUCAUCGCUUGCGGCGGCGCAGACGGCGACCCGAGGGGAUUCCGAUACUGGAGAGAUCCUGGCGCUUUCGUUCCUUACAUCGCAACAGGUUCCUGGGGUCAGUUCCUCGGAUUCUGGUCUACUAUGGUCACUGCUACUUUCGCUUAUCUGAGUACCGAGCUGGUCGGCGUGACGGUCGGCGAGGCCCAGAACCCGCGCAAGACCAUCCCUCGCGCUAUCAAGCUCACCUUCUACCGAAUCGUCAUCUUCUACUGCGUCAGCAUCCUCUUGAUCGGUAUGUGCGUGCCUUAUAACGCUAAAGAGCUCGUCUUCGCCGUCAACCCGGAUAAGGAUCCCAACAAGAAGGUCGGUGCCAACACCUCCAACGCCAGCGCCUCUCCCUUCGUCGUCGCCAUCAAGCUCGCUCACAUCCCGGCCCUCGACCACAUCCUCAACGCCUGCAUCCUCCUGUUCGUCUUCUCCGCCGCCAACUCCGAUUUGUACAUCGCCAGCCGAACCCUCUACGGCCUGUCCUCGGACGGCGCGGCCCCCGCCAUCUUCAGACGGACCAACCGCAAAGGUGUACCUCUAUACACCCUCUUCACCUCCGCGGCGUUUGGUCUUCUCGCUUUCUUGAACGUCUCCGACGACUCCAAGCAGGUCUUUACCUACUUUGUCAACCUGACCACCAUCUUCGGCCUCCUAACGUGGAUCUCGAUUCUGGUUACGCACAUCUGGUUCGUGAGAGCUCGCCGCGCGCAGAACCUGACCAACGACAUGCUGCCGUACUCGGCGCCGCUGGGCGUGUGGGGUUCGUACGUGGCGCUGUUCAUGUGCAUCCUAAUCGCGCUGACCAAGAACUUUGACGUGUUCACGGGCGACUGGAAUACCAAGUACGCCACUUUCAUCACGGGCUACCUAGGAAUCCCCAUCUACUUGAUCCUGAUCUUUGGACACAAGGCCUGGACCAAGAGCAAGGGCGUCCGUCCUCACGAGUGCGAUUUCUACACCGGCAAAGACCUCAUCGACCGAGAGGAAGAGGAGUUCCUCGCCGCCGAAGAAGCUAAGCGCGCGGCGACACCUGAGACUAGACAGGGUCUGGCGCGCUUCUACAGGCGCUUCGUUUCUUGGCUGUUCUAG
This is a messenger RNA of Daldinia childiae, 1797 nucleotides long. RefSeq names its product Dicarboxylic amino acid permease. The record is from RefSeq and is a predicted model, not a curated record. NCBI's taxonomy places the organism in Eukaryota, Fungi, Ascomycota, Sordariomycetes, Xylariales, Hypoxylaceae. The transcript has 3 exons. Gene Ontology annotation, cellular component: membrane. Gene Ontology annotation, molecular function: amino acid transmembrane transporter activity. Bases 1 to 1797 code for a protein of 598 amino acids. Gene Ontology annotation, biological process: amino acid transmembrane transport.